Striga hermonthica is the source of this 340-nucleotide messenger RNA. The record is from the annotation of a GenBank genome assembly. NCBI's taxonomy places the organism in Eukaryota, Viridiplantae, Streptophyta, Magnoliopsida, Lamiales, Orobanchaceae.
ACCUCCGGCGAUUUCAAGUGACGACACGACUGCUCUUCUCCUCCACAGAGCCGCAACUCUUUUCUCCGGCGAAACAGGAGGCUCGGGCGGAGAAUCUCCGCACACGGCGUCCCCGUCCACCCCACUACAUGUGUCGGCGUCUAAUGUGUCCGUUGGGCCAGCAAGGCCGAUCCGCUUUGUGUACGCGGACGAGAAGGGAAGGUUCCACAUGGAUCCAGAGGCGGUGGCGCUAUUUCAGUUGGUGAAGCAGCCCGUGGGCAUGGUAUCUGUUUGCGGCCGCGCUCGUCAGGGCAAGAGUUUCAUAUUGAAUCAGGUAAAUUUGGGAAAAGGGGCUGGUUAA